Messenger RNA from Didymodactylos carnosus, 1101 nucleotides. Lineage: Eukaryota; Metazoa; Rotifera; Eurotatoria; Philodinida; Philodinidae. The record is from the annotation of a GenBank genome assembly.
AUGUCAGUAUUUCCAUGGUUUGGUACGGCCGACAUGCUAUUAACAACAACAACGACAAACAGAAAAUAUUCAGAAAAUAAUAUUACAACUUUAAAUUUGGAUUUUGCAAAUAUAUGCGCUGAACAGUUAAAAUUCAUAUUUGGAUCUCAAUUUUACAACGGAAAUAACGUCACAUUUUCACAUCCUUCAUUUAUUAGACCAACACUACCUGUUUGUAUUCCAUCAGUUCCAUCGUCCACUAAUGAUGAUUCCAAUAAUCAAUCAUCAACAUCAUCUCCAAAAAUUUCUGAAUCUUUACCAUCAAAAACAAUAGUCGUACAUGAUGAAGAAGAACAAGGUGAAUUACUUGAUGAUAGCGGUAGUACAACUGAUGCCUAUAAAUGUCGUGAAUGUGAUAAAUAUUUUUCCACUGCUCAUGGUCUUGAAGUUCAUGCACGACGAACACACAUUGGUUUACGACCAUAUUCAUGUGAUUUAUGUCAAAAAACAUUUGGUCAUUCGAUAUCAUUAAAACAACAUCGUCUUACACAUUCACAAGAACGAUGUUUUCAAUGUAAAACAUGUUUCAAAUGUUUCAAACGUUCUUCAACAUUAUCUACACAUUUACUUAUUCAUUCUGAUACACGACCGUAUUCAUGUACUUAUUGUGGAAAACGAUUUCAUCAAAAAUCUGAUAUGAAAAAACAUACGUAUAUUCAUACAGGUGAAAAGCCACAUAAGUGUAUUGUAUGUGGUAAAUCAUUUUCUCAAUCGUCAAACUUGAUUACUCAUAGUCGCAAACAUACCGGCUUUAAACCGUUUCAAUGUCAUAAAUGCGGUAGAGCAUUUCAACGAAAAGUCGAUUUAAGACGUCAUAUUGAUACACAACAUGGUCCUGAACAUAUCAGUGGAAAUAUAGCAUUAGCAUCGGCAACAACAACCAGUUUAAAAAUGUAUGUACCACGUCAUUCAAUAUUAUCGAAUCAACAACAACAAAAUGAUUCAACGACAAACAGUAGUAGUGAUCAUUCAUCCGCUGGUGACUGUUCAAUAUCUAGUCAAAAACAACGUAUUUUAGAUCCUGUCGGAAUUAUUAUUCAAGAACUCGCUAAUAGACCGUAG